This is a messenger RNA of Plodia interpunctella (Indianmeal moth), 9614 nucleotides long. RefSeq lists its product as uncharacterized. The record is from RefSeq and is a predicted model, not a curated record. NCBI's taxonomy places the organism in Eukaryota, Metazoa, Arthropoda, Insecta, Lepidoptera, Pyralidae. The transcript has 15 exons. The coding region runs from base 389 to 7975 and encodes 2528 amino acids.
UUGUGCAGUUUACCAACACGACAAUGGCCGAAUUGUCCGAAUAGGAUAUUUUUUAUUGGCCCAUACAUCCCAACCUGCCAUGUCUUUGGUUUUAAAAAUGGCGUAUACAAGCUUUUUGUUUGCCGGUUUACGCUGUUGAAUAGUUUUCAAGACCUUGCGCGUACUCAUAUAAGGCGAAAACGUCGUGAAUAUGAAAUUAAAGUACAUCUGCAGGUAUAUAAUCAACACUGUGAACUCCGUGAACAGAUUAUUGUAGCGUUAUGGUGAAUUAGAAUGGUGCCUGUGGCUUGUCAAUCUUGCACGUCGUCAGGUUACCCAUUCGUAACGUAAAUAACACCUAGUGAGCGUUUUAUAUUUCAGAUAUGACGGCAACGCAAAAUAGUAGAUAAUGGAGAGUUCAGAAGAUGAUGCGGGCGCCGCGGCGAGCGCUCCCCGCCGUGCAGCGGCGCGGGAAAAAGAUCUCGGGGUUGAGAAAAGCAACGCAACUGGUAGUUCGUCGUUGGAAACAUCGGAAGCCCGAACAUCGUGCCAAACGCCCGCGAUGUCGGAAGAAAACUUUGAUGGCGACAGCGUUCCAUCGCCGUCCUCCCACGACGCCAACACCAGCACGGAGGCUAUCCUGGAUAUGAUCGAUGAGAUCGUGGAUGGCCCGGGCGCACCGAAGCGACUACCGCAUUCCCUCGACGCCAACAGCGAGUCGAUCCCGAUUACUAGUGAAAAUCCAGAAUUACCUAUGGUGGUUUCUCAGGAUAACGCCGUUCAACAAUUAUCGGUGGAAUGUCUUGCCACCAGUGCAAUUCAAAGUGGUCAAGAUCCUGUCGAAAGUGCUAGUGAACUAGCUGAGAGUGCGACAUGUAACACAGCCGCUGUUACGGGUGAGUUGGCUGAAGUGGGCUCUCCACAACCAAGUGUGCCUGUUGCUGAAAUAGAAAAUGUUACUAAAUCUAUCACAGUAGAAGGCAGUGCAAACCCUGAGUCCAUCAGUGAAUGUCCAACUCCAAAUAUUCCUACCAGUAGUGUAGUAGAGACCGAUCAAAGCAUUUUAAAUGUUAGUGAGUGUCAAACACAAGACCGGACAGUGAAAUGUGUGACUUCCACUGACGAUCGGGACAAUGUGACUGUAGUAGGAAGUGCUGAAUCGACGUCUAGUGAUAGUAGUGUUUGUGAUGGUAAAGUUCAGCUCCAAGAAGCAACAACACGGUCCCCCCUGCGACGGAGGCUGGUGCGGCCGGCUCCUAGUGACCGGAGGCCAGACUCCACAGUUUCGUCCACAUCAACAAGUGAUGAAGUUGUCUCAGAACAAUUAAUCAGUGAAGUCAAAGAUGUUUCUAGUUCAUCAGAUGCUGUGCCUACUGUACAUGGUAAUGUUAAUGAAGAGAUUAGAAAUGUAAGCGAAAUUAAUGUCUGCAAAGCAGAAACAUCUACGAGUCCUCCUAAAAAAAUUAAACUUAUUAGACAAAAAAUAUCUCCUGCUGUUCAUAAUGAAAAUAUGCAAGAUAUACCAUUACCGUUGCUUGAACAAGAGCAGUGUCAAUCAACAUCAGCAGAGAGUGCUGAAUCUAUUGCAAGUGUGCCUCAUCCACAGUUCACUGCGUCUUCAAGUGCAACAAGCUCGGAUGAUAACCAAACUAAGGAUGAUCGUAAUAAAGAAGUAAUGAAUGAAAUAAGUAUAGAAAUUCCAAGGAAUGAAUGUAGAAAAGAAGAUAAACAAAAAAUAGAAGAGGACUCAAGUGUAGGCCAAGGUGCUCUAAUAUUAGCAUCCGAGUUGAAUGAUGAAGAUGAGGAAUCAACGGAAAAGUCAAAAGUAGAAUCAAAUUUAGAUUCAAGUGGUUGUUUACCAAAUGAAUCGGAAUCAGAAAUCAGUACAGGUGUUGUUAUCACAGAAAGUACUUUGGGCGAUAGUGACAAUGUGACACAAGAACCACCAGAAGCUAUUAAACAAGUCCCAAAAUUGACCAUUAAGUUGAGUAGCAAACAAUCUGAAGAGUUAAAAUCUCCUGUGCCGAAGUUAACUAUAAAACCAAUAAAGCUUGAUCAUACACAAGCUGAUAAUUUUGAACAAAUACCUAGUAUUUCUAAACUGAACAUAAAACCCAUUCCAAAACCUCCACAUGUAAAUGAUAUAACAACAAGGUCAAGUAAGAAUGAGAGCAGAGGUGAUAGUGAAGAACAAAUUCCCUUAGUGACAAAAAUUAAUAUCAAACCCAUCCCUAAGCCACCUGAAAAAAUAAAUGAUAUCCAUCGCAAGUCCAGUAGUAGUGAAAUAUCAGAAUCUGAAAAUUCUGAAAAUGAUGACACAAGUACAUCGGAUCAGGCUUCAGCAUCUGAUCAAGGGCCAAGUGAUGUUGUUCCUAAAGUCACAAUUAAACUAGGAAAGCCAGGUUCUGAAAGUGAAGGCAAAUUCUACACUGAAAAGAAUAUUCCCAAACUGACUAUUAAGGGUUUACAUAAUGAUAAAGAAGACUCUGAGAGAAAUGUUCCUAAAUUGACAAUAAAGAACAUAAAUAUGCUCCACAAUGAAAAAGAAGAUGCUGAUAAAACAAUACCUAAACUAACUAUAAAAGGCAUCCAACAUUGUGAAAAAGAAGACUCAGAUUCAUCCAAACUUAAGUUAAUUAUAAGCCAAUCUGAAGAUAAACAAUCUGAAAAAAUACCUAAAUUAACUAUAAAAACAGUUGCGAAAUCUGAAAGUCAGCCAUUAAGUCCCAAGCUAACAAUUAAACCAAUAAAACCUCCAGAUUGUAAGGACUAUUUGCCCGAUGUCCAACCUAUUCCCAAACUCAAAAUAUCAACAGAUUCAAUUACUUCUGUAGCAGAAGUAAAAGAAAAUGCUCAUGUGCCUAAAAUCACCAUAAAACCAGUAAUGAGACCUGACAUAGAUAGUAAAACACCUAAAAAAUCAACAGUAUCUUGUGACAGCCCUGAACAUAUUCCUGUUGUAACUAAGUUAAAUAUAAAACCAAUUUUGAAACCUGCAGAGAGUGGGGAAACAUCAGAAAGUUUGGAUGUAAAGUUCCCUGUAGUUUCAAAAUUAAAUAUUAAACCUCUUGUAAAGCCUAAAGAUAAUGAAGUAGAUGCUAGUGUAGAAGGUAUUCCUAAAAUUACAAAAUUAAAUAUAAAACCUAUAAAAUGUCCUGAAGGAAGUUCUUCAGAUGAAAAAGACUGUGAUGAAAUGAAUGCUGAUGUAGAAGAAAAUAGUAUACCUGUUGUUACUAAAAUUAAUAUUAAGCCUAUUGUUAAGCCUGAAGUGGAAGACGCUGCUAAAGACUCAGAAAAUCAAUCUUCUGAGACUGGGAAUUCAAGUGAUGAUAAUGCAGAUCAUAUACCCAUUGUUACAAAGUUAAAUAUCAAACCCAUAUUGAAGCCGAAUGAUUUAGACAAUAUUUCAAAACAAAAAUCAUCUAAUGACCAGGCAGCUAUACCUACUGUAACGAAACUUAACAUAAAACCAUUAGUUAAGCCAGAUGAUAGUGUUUCACCAUCAUCACCCAAAAGAGAUAGUUUGAAGGGGUCAGAUGCAAAAACUUCAAAUAUACCUGUGGUCACAAAGUUAAAUAUCAAACCAGUGUUAAAGCCUGAGGAUAGCAGUUGUCACACAUCUAAGGAUGAACUUGAAGAAAUAUCUGUCAAAAAUCCACCUUUAGUGAUGAAAAUUAAUAUGAAAGCUGUAGCAGAUACGGCAUGCAAUGAAAAUUUCUGUAUAGAUAAGAAAAUAAACAAUAUUGAUAAUAGAGAGCAUAUUUUUAAUAAUAUUAGUGAAGAAGUAUCUAAGCCUAGUUUAAAGGUAACAUUAAAAUCAUCAAGCAAUGAAGAACUAGAAAGAAUCUCCUCAGAUAAUUCUAAUAUAGACAGGGUAAGUGAUAAGGAUGAAGACAUAAAGUUAAUGGAAAAAUCUGCCGAUAUUAAAAGUAAUUUAGAAUCAAUAUUGAGGCAAAACCUUGUACCUGAAACUGCAGAAAAAGAUAAAAUUAACAAGAUAGACUGUCAUGAAGAGCUACCUUCAUGCAGUAUGACAACAAAAAGUGAGUUGGGGGAUAAAACAAACACAGAAUUAAAUAUAUCCCAAGAUAAAACACAAGUUUCUCAAGUGUCUAACAGCAUAUUGUCCCAAGGAAUAGAAAAUAAGCUUGAUGAAGGAGAAAUUGUGAAAACGUCAAAUGACAAUCUGAAAUCAAAUAGUUCAAGUGAAAGAUCUGCAGUUUCAGAAGUAACAUCAGAAGUAGCAGAAAAAGUAAAUAUGAGUAGGCAACAUGGAAUUCCAUCUGUGCAGAACUGCACAUUAUUGAAAAAGUUGCUGCAAACAACUGAUGCUAGCUUAGACAAAAGACUUGAAGAGCCCGAAGAAGAAAGUAAUAGGUCACUAUCACCAUCAUUACUUUCACAGGAGACUGUGAAUUGCCUCCAAGGAGCCACUGGCCAAGCUGUCAUUGACAAAAUGAAUAUUAGUACUAACCAUGAUAGCAAAAGAAGAAGUCCUGAACGAACAAGUGACUCUAUAACAAGUUCAUUAGCAAUAAAAAUUCGACCCAUCCAAGAACUCUGCAAAGAAGCAAGUGAAAAUUUAAAAAAUCCAUUAGAAAUUAAUAUAUCUGAAAAAGUAAAUCAAAGCUCAGGGCAAGAUUCCCCAAGAAUCAUUUUGAAAAUCAAUAAGACUGACCAUGGUGCUUCUGCAAAAAUUAUAACAGAAGAUGCUUGUAAGCCGGAAACUGAACAGCAAAAGUCUGAGAAUACUCAAGAGUUAGUAAAUGAUAAACAGAGUCCAAAAAGAAAUCUUAUCAACAGUAGAAGAAAGUUAGACACUCCUGUGAGUCAGGGCGCGCCUGUAGGCAAAAGAUUGCGAAGUUCAAGGAUUGUUGAAACUGCAGACAAGUCGCCAGCAGUGAGGCGCAAUGCCGGGAAGCGACCUCCGCCUACGGAAUCCAGUCCACCACAGAGCAAAGAGCCUGAGUUGUCUGUACUUGAAGCAAAGAGAUUAAAACUCGGCGAGUUAUUAUCAAACAAAUCCCUUACUAUUACCCCUAUUAGAGGAAAUCAGGAAAUCUCUAUAAGGUCUGUAGAUAAUAAACAAGAUAAUAAAGGAAAGACUGUAAAUCAUAGCUUGUUGAACAAUGAGAACUGUUCUAAAAAUGGCAACUCAAAACUGCAUAAUAUUCUGUCAAACUUGCAAGCGAGCCAAAUUCAGGUGAAGCCUGUUAAUGACGUCAACUGUAAAGCUAAGAACGAGACGGUAACGAUAGAAGUUGAUUCUAAUGUAUCUUCUGGGAGUGGGGAUUGUGAGAUUGUGCGAGUUGAGAAUUGUCACCCAGAAAUGCAGGAAAUGAUGAUAAAUGAGAACUUUGAGUUUGCUACGUUUGGGAAUAGUAGUGACGACGUGUCACAGGAUCCAUUGGAAGUGGAUACCAAAUUGAAUGAGGAGGUGGAAAUUCCAAAGCCAGUCGAGAUGACUCCGCAGCCAAAGAAGCGAGGUCGUCCGCGUAAGAUUCCAUUGUCCGAGGGCGCGAAACCUGUGGCCCUGCCGGUGUCUGCUUUGGAAGAGCGCCCGCAGCGAUCACUGAGAUUGUCUAGGGAGCGUCCAUCAAUAAUCGCAAAGCCCCGCGGAGGCCGCGGGCGGGGGCGCGGGGCGCGGCGCCCCGACGCGGCGCCCCCCGCGCAGGGCCCCGGGCCCGAGUCCGAGCCCAUCGACCCUACGAGCUCACGCAUCAAGUUGCCGAGGAUGACCGAAGCGCUAGACAAGUCUGUUUGCUCCACGCCGUUGUCCAGUCGACGCCACAGUGAGAAUACCGAUUUGAAGCUGUUUGGUGAGACACAGGUGGUUUUAGAAGACAAUCUCCCUAAAGAUGAGUCGUUCAUGAAGUCCCCGGAGUCGCUGACGCGCGGGACCCGCGGGGCGCGACGCGGGGCGCGCGCGGCGGGGCGCGGGGGGGCGCGGCGGGGCGCGGGGGGGCGCGGCCGCGGCGGCGGACGCGGCGCUAUGUAUAUGAAGGAAACCCUGGGCAUCUACGGGCGCGUGUGCGGGCCCGCCACCACCACGGUGCAGCUGUUCGAGGAGGAGACCUGCAUGAUGGACGACAACGCAACGCCCGCCAAACCGUCGUCAUGCUUACUGGAUGAGGAUUCGCAAAGCUCCGUCAAAAGCUCCACGAACGAGAGCAGCAAAAUGAAGAAAUCCAAAUUCGAAGAUUUAUUUGAUAGCAAUAAAAUAUGGACUGCGGCCGACGUGAAAGAGUACACAUGGCCGCAACCAGGGGAAGGAGACGAGGAACCUCGGGUGAUGAUGAUCCAAGAGCAAGUAUCAAUGUUCCUUGGCGUGAAAAGCUUCAGUCGGCGCUACCCGUCGCUGCAGCGGCGCAGCGUCGCGGCGGCCGAGCGCGCGCUGCUGUGCGCCCGCGGCCUGCUAGCUCCGGGCCUGGCGCACGGCCACGUCGAUAUAACAGCGGUGGACGCGAGCGAAGUGCUAGACAUAAUGCUCUCGGACUACCCUCACAAGUACGAGGAGUACCGCUGCCACCAGCGGCAGAGGCAGCUGGAGGAGCAGAGCAGCGAGGAGAGAGUGGACAAGGUGGAGAUGAAGAUUGAGACUAAGCCCGAAGUCAAGCAAGAGCCUAAAGCUGACCCGGAGAAGACCAGACAGGACAUGGCGCUAGCGGCGAUAGCGUCCGCCGCGGAGUGGAACACGCGCCUCAACGCGCUGCGGCGCCCCGCGUGCGCCGACCUGCAGACGCUGAGCAUCCAGCGCCGCGCGCCCCCGGCGCCCCCGGCGCCCCCAGCGCCCCCGGCGCCCCGCGUGCGCCCCCCGUGCGGCUUCUACCCGCACGCCUUGCUGCCCGGCCAGUACCAGCACACGUACAGGGUCUACACCCCGGACCAACUCAGAUACUUCCCGCUGAACACGGCGCUGGCGGCGCCGGCCGCGCCCGCGCGCUCGGGCUCCGACUCGGACUCGGGCUCCGGCGACUCCAGCGCGGACUCCGACGCCCCCACACAUCACUUACAUAAGAGAAAACGUCUCACGAAAGUGAAACGAAGCAGCCACGAAGCUAAGGAAGUGAAGGAGGAGAGUCGGGAGGGCCCCGAGGUGGAGCUGUGCAAGGUCUGCAAGCUGCGGCUCGAGGCUAACAGGAAAUACACGCACGAGCGCUUCCUGGUCUGUGCCGACUGUAAUGCCAAGCUGCACCCGGGCUGCGUGGAGCUGAGCGCGGACACGGUGCGCAAGUGCCGCGAGUACGCGUGGCAGUGCGCGGACUGCAAGCGCUGCCGCGUGUGUCGCCUCACUCGCGACCGCGCGCGCAUGCUGUUCUGCGACCUCUGCGACCGCGGCUUCCACACAUACUGUCUGGGCAAGGACAAGCCGCCCUCUGGUCGGUGGCACUGCGUAGAGUGCGCUAUAUGUAAAUCGUGCGGCGCGCGGGAGCCGGCGGGGCUCGGCCCCCCGCAGCCGCCGCAGCCCCCGCAGCCCCCGCAGCCCCCGCAGCCGCCCGCGGACUGGCAUCAUCAGACCAAGCGGGGCCCGGGCGGGCACAAGGUGUACUCCCACUCGCUGUGUACGCCGUGCGCCAGGGCGUAUCGCAUCGGUCGCUACUGCCCUCUGUGUGAGCGGUCAUUCGUCGGGCCCAAGGGGAAUAUGCAGCUCGUCAUUUGUAAACUCUGCGAUAGGCAACACCAUCAAGACUGUGUUAAGCCAACGGUGAGCAGUCUGAACGUGCUGGACUACACGUGCGCGGAGUGCCGUCGCGGCGGCAUCACGUCGCGCGCCGCCGCCGUCCGCCUCGCCCCCCGCACCAUCGCCACCCUCUUCAUGGCCAAGCGCCGCUUCAACAAAUACGCCCAUCGACAAUACCUCCAGAGCAGAAUGCUCGCCAAAUCCGCUGAAUCCGUCGACGACCACGAGCCCUCCGACGACGGAUCCGCUGAAACAGACUCUCGCGAAACGGACGCCGCAGUCUCUUCGCUCGAAGCCGACUUCGACCGAGUGUAAAUAUGGACCCAUUGUGUAUUAUAUCUAGCUGUUAUUAGCGUAUGUAACUUUCGCUUCGAUAAUACGGUUGUAAGGUAAACUGUUGCAUAAAUCUGAUUAAUAUAACGAUUAACCGGUAGGCUAUGUAAGUUAUCGGAUAGUGAGGAGAUACUAGCUGUAUUGUCUUUUUUUCGUAGUCCUUCGUUUUCUAUCGAGAUGUUACAUGACGGCGGAAUUAUGUAUAUUGUAUACCUAGAGGAAGUAGUUCUUAUGGAACGGACGAAGAUCAGUGGUUAGAGAUAGCUGUAGGUCGCAGGACUAACGUAUACUGUACAGUAACUUAUACUAACUUCACUAUAUGGGUAGCUGGGCAAUUCGUACUGUUUUUAAUAUUAAUAGUUUUGUUUUGUAAGCCGUGCGAUUGUGAGGCCCCUGAGGGGACUGGACGGAAGAACUCUGUGAGUGAACUCGCUGUUAAAUAAGUUUAAAGUUUUAUUGUUUUAAGUUUAACUCGAUUAUUAUUAUUACAGUGUACCGUCGAUGCCUAGAGCCGAAAUAAAUGUGUAUAAUUCAAAUCUGCCUUUGGAUGCAUUUCAUUUGAAAGAAAUCUGUGUCGUCACUGUUGAUUGGUCCGAUCGGUAUCUGCGCAUUUUUUGGUCUAGAUAAGAAUAUUGUUAAUUUUGCUUUAUAAGGUAUUUAUUUUAGUUUUACUUAUAUGGAUACACCAGUAUACAACCUGUCAUUCUGUCCACUUGCGAAGGAUUGUGAAAUAUGUUUCUAUUCGCACAACUCAAUGACACGUGACGCCCGGACUUGAUGAAUUUACUUAUGAAUUAUGUUAUUACGAAAGUUUCUCCUAAAUCAUGCGAUUUAUACAAUGUUGAUUAAUUAAUUACACAUUAGUUAUGUUAAGAAUUUUGUUUAGUUUAAUUUGUAUGAAUGAAUUUCAGCAGCUCUAUCAGUAAUCGUCUCUUACUUAAUUUCAAAGUACAAAACGCAUAGGCUUCCUUUUAUUUUAAUUGUCACACAACCGUUCUGGAAAACGUACCGAACCCAAUAAAUAUAGAUUUAUUAUAGAAAGAUCAAAUAAAUUAUUUAACUCAGAGUAUAAUUAUGUUUAUUUCAUGAUGAGAAAUUAUUUAUUUAUUCAACUGUGUUACGAGAUAGGAUUAAAGUAUAGCGAAGUUGGGAGUGUCGUUUCCAGAGCCCGAAGGUUCGCUGGGGCGGGUGUACUUACGAUAAUUGCUAUCGUCUCUCCACAGUGCAAUGACCCCGUAUGUAAAGUAUAAAUAUAUGACAAUUGUAUUCGGAGCGACAAGGUCGGUGACGUGAUCGAAUACUUGUAAUGUAUCGUGUUUUAGUUUAUAAUUGUGCUUUGGUUAUAUUAAUCAUAAUUUACUUAGAGACAAUUUUAAGAUAAAAAAAUUAUGUCCGCAAAAGUAUAAUCCAUCAAAUCAUGUUAUAACUUUUUUACGAUGUACACGACGGCCUGGGGUGACCCACGCCGGUUUGCAUUGCUUUAUUGACACAGGUGAAAUUAAGACUUACUUGUAAGAGAAUAAUGAUAACUUUAUGUCUACUUAAUGCAAGUGUAAACGUUCUAGAAAUCUCGCACUGUUCGGUCAAUUUUGUAAAAAAAAUUAAAUAAAUUUAAUUUGAA